Geosmithia morbida is the source of this 810-nucleotide messenger RNA. RefSeq lists its product as uncharacterized. The record is from RefSeq and is a predicted model, not a curated record. NCBI's taxonomy places the organism in Eukaryota, Fungi, Ascomycota, Sordariomycetes, Hypocreales, Bionectriaceae. The transcript has 3 exons. The coding region runs from base 1 to 810 and encodes 269 amino acids.
AUGCUGAUGAUUGAUUUGAUACAAUUCAAGACGCUACGCGACCUUGAGAACGAGAGGCAACUCAGAGAGGACAAGCAGCUCAAGGAAGAGAUGCGGAGCGAGGGAGCAGCCCUCAAGGCAGCCAACAGGGGAUCCCUCAACGUCGCCUCCUUCAGUCGACUCCUCAUGACGGGAAAAGCCGGGGGUGACAACGAGGUAGCUGCUGCGUCCACGGCGGCGGCAGAAGCGGCGGCAGCAGAGCACCGCCGCACCGCGGAGGAAAAAGGUGCCACCGCCACCACCACCGAGCUCACGACAUGGCAGAUCGAUAAAGGCGACGGGAGACGGGGCGACGGGCGGAGAGACCCACGGCAGCGCCACCAGGAAACCAGCACCAGCACCGCCACCGCCGAGGGGAGGUCGCAGCGGUGCCCCGUCCAAAGCGCAGCGUGCUUCCUCCUCUCCCUCCCCGGCACCGGCGCCGCCGCCGAGACGGAGAGUCGUACACAGGACGUCGUCGUCACCGCCAUCUACGCCCGGAGAAGGGGGUCGACACAGCACAGAUUCAGCAUCGCCCGAGACCCAACCGACAGGCAAUGCAUCGGAUCUGUCACUGGCUACGACACCAACAAAGACCUCUGCUCCCAGACCACCACCUGCCCGCCGGGGACCGCUCAGCCCCACCACCGAGGGAGCUGGUCGUGCACCGCCGCCCCCACCGACGAGAAAGAGGGGAAGCAGCAAGGGGAGCGUGGACCUGCGUACGGCGGACACUGUUGCUGCUGCCGGUGGCUCUCCCGGCGAGUUCGGCCAGGUACAGGGCGGGUAUAA